Molecule: messenger RNA, 1249 nt
Organism: Hippoglossus stenolepis (Pacific halibut)
Lineage: Eukaryota; Metazoa; Chordata; Actinopteri; Pleuronectiformes; Pleuronectidae
Gene: mtres1
Product: mitochondrial transcription rescue factor 1
Exons: 4
Coding region: 320-1006 (228 amino acids)
Source: RefSeq, a predicted model, not a curated record
UAAUAAUCAUGUGAAGAGAUUCCACUUCAGUGUGUCGCAGCGGAGUCCAUCUGGCCACAGCCCACUGUGUGUGUGUGUCUGUUAGCUCGUAGCGAGUCCCUGCACUCACUGGAGAAAAGUGAAGCUAGUUAGCUGCAGCUAGCUCGGUUUCAACUUCACUCAGUCAGACGGGCUUGAUGUUAGAUUAGGUUUUAUAUUUAGUGACGCAGCAGGCAGCGACGAGACUAAACAGAAUCUGCAACAGCGCUGACUCUCAUCCAAAUGUUUGUUGUUUGGCUGCAAGCAGAAAACAAAAAUAUUGACAGGGUGGAACACAAACAUGCAGAAUUUGGUGGUGCAGUCACUUGCCAUGAGGCAGCUCGGGAGGCUGAACCCCCGCCACCUGCUGGCUGCUGGAUAUGGACUGAGGCAGACUAAAUGGUGUCCCAGGAGCAUACACACACGCCAGCUGUGGGGCUGCUCGUCAUUCCCCACGCUUGGCUGUCACAGGCUGACCUCCCACGGCAGAGACUCUCUCAGGAGUUGGUCCGUUCAUCAUCUGAGAUCCAAAAGCAUCAAGAAGAAAGAAACUGCUCCGACAGCACAGGUGGAGGAGGAAGAUGAGGAUGAGAAAGACCCAGAGGACAACGAUAAUGAUGAUGAGGUGGAUAUGGACCCAAAUCAACCGAAGGAAUAUAAAGAUAUGGAAAAGUAUGUUCAGUCUUUCCGGUACGAUGGCAUCAUGAAGGCUGGCCUGGACAUGGCAAAUAAAAAGAUUGAAGAUGCCUUCUACAGCAAUAAACUCCGGCUAAACGGGCAGAAACUCAUCAAAAAAAGUAAAACGGUGAAAGUUGGGGACACGUUAGACAUGGUCCUGUCAGAGAACCAAGAAGGAAACACUGUUACCUUGAUGAGAGUCAUCGUCAGAAGUGUUUUUGCUGAAACCAGUAGAACAGAAAAGUACAAAGUUGCCAUCAGGCGCUGGAAAUCUAUAGAGCUUUCCAAGGACGAGGCCUUUAAGCCAUGAACUUAAAUGGGACGGGAAGAGACUGUAUUGCCAACAAGGCAACAACACAGAAAUGGUAUGACUGGCAGUUUGAAUGGUCUCCAAGAAGUUGGAUCGAGAAUCGAUAACAGUUGUAUAAUGUAAAGUGGUUUCUCAGUGGUUGUAGACAUUCAGCAGUUGGCUGUGAGAAAGAUUUGGAUUGUUUACCUUUCCCCACCAUAUACUCUACGACUCCAAUAAAUGUGCACUUUGAAGUUUGGAAAA